Messenger RNA from Heterocephalus glaber (naked mole-rat), 4790 nucleotides. The record is from RefSeq and is a predicted model, not a curated record. NCBI's taxonomy places the organism in Eukaryota, Metazoa, Chordata, Mammalia, Rodentia, Bathyergidae.
AGUCACGUGGCGCGCGGGGGUGGAGCUACGCGGCGGUUUCACAGCUGGACUGAAAGAGAUCCUCGCUCCCCGGCCGUGAGAGCACGGCCUGGCCCUCGCCGAACAGCGUUAAGGGAAUUUCCGAGUUCUCAUCGGCCUCCCAGACUCGCUUUCCUUCCCCUCCGAAGCUGGGCCUUCUGGCCCCUUGCUGCGGAGUCUGCGGCCGCCGGGAAGCCCGGAUCCAAGUGUCCGCGAGUAACCGGAAGUGCCGCCCGCAGGCCGAUGGGCGGCUCCAGGGCUGCAGGGAGAGGGAAGAAUUAAGUCGUGUGAAUAGUUCUGUACUAGAGAUCUUUUGGAGCCAAAAGAGAACUCAGUCAAGUCUUUUGUGUUAUGGCUAUGAGCAGGCUUGGCAGAAGAGUCAAGUACAGAGGAUGAGUUAAUAAAUGUUAAUGGUUUUGUGCAUGUGAAGGAAGAAGAAAAUAGAACCUGUCAUUUAUUGAGCAUCUUCUGAGACCCAGAAUGCUUGAUCAAUCAGAUUUUCAAGACCAUGAGAUGAAUGCUGCUUUUCUUCUAGAAAAGAUUCUGGGUUUGGAAAUACAAAGUAAGGAAUUAUGAUGGUGGAAACUUGUGAAAGAGGACUGUGUAUGACUGAAAGGCUUGAAACAGAUAUAUCUUCCAUGUUCUCAUCAAGAAAAUGACUACAAAGGCAAUGAUGGGUCAGAAAGACCACUGGAAAACUCCCUAGAAGAGAGCCAUAGAAAAUGUACGCUUCAGAAGAGAGAUGUAAUCAGAGAACUCAAAAAAAGAAAAUACAUUAUGUAUGCCCUCAGAAGGGUAAAAAGAUUUUUAUUCAUGUGCGUGAGAUUACUCAAAUAGAUAAUCAAAUAUACCAGUGCCUUGAUCGUGAACAAAACUUCUGUGAAAACUUAGCUCUUAUUAUGUGUGAGAGAACCCAUAUAGGGGAGAAACCUUAUAGAUGUGAUAUGUGUGAGAAAACCUUCAUUCAAAGCUCAGAUCUUAUUUCACACCAGAAAAUUCACAAUUAUGAGAAACCGUAUAAAUGUAGCAAAUGUGAGAAGAGCUUUUGGCACCACUUAGCCCUUUCAGGACACCAGAGAACACAUGCAGGUAAAAAAUUCUAUACCUGUGACAUUUGUGGCAAAAAUUUUGGUCAGAGCUCUGAUCUGCUUGUCCAUCAGCGAAGUCAUACAGGUGAGAAACCGUAUCUGUGUAGUGAGUGUGAUAAAUGCUUCAGUCGAAGUACAAACCUCAUAAGACACCGAAGAACUCACACAGGUGAGAAACCAUUUAAGUGUCUGGAGUGUGAAAAAGCUUUUAGUGGGAAAUCUGAUCUCAUUAGCCACCAGAGAACUCACACUGGUGAAAGACCCUACAAAUGUAAUAAGUGUGAGAAAAGUUACCGACACCGAUCAGCCUUCAUUGUACAUAAAAGAGUUCAUACUGGGGAGAAGCCCUAUAAGUGUGGCGCUUGUGAAAAAUGCUUUGGCCAGAAAUCAGACCUCAUUGUGCACCAGAGAGUCCACACAGGGGAGAAGCCGUAUAAAUGCUUGGAAUGCAUGAGAAGUUUUACUCGGAGUGCCAACCUAAUAAGGCACCAGGCCACUCAUACUCACACUUUUAAAUGCCUUGAAUAUGAGAAAAGUUUCAACUGUAGCUCAGACCUUAUUGUACAUCAAAGAAUUCACAUGGAAGAGAAACCACAUCAGUGGUCUACAUGUGAAAGUGGCUUCCUCCUGGGUAUGGACUUUAUUGCCCAACAGAAAAUGAGAACUGAAACAGAGGACCUGCGUUAUAAAUACAGUGUAUGUGAUAAAAACUUCCACCAGAGCUCUGCCCUUCUUCAACAUCAGACGGUACAUAUUGGUGAAAAACCAUAUAUCUGUAAUGUGAGUGAGAAGAGUCUUGAGCUCAGCCAUCCUCAUUCCUUGGAGGCCUCACAUAUGUCUUGAACAGACAAGAAGUUAUACUAUAAAAAAUGUAUUUACAUGUCAGAGAACUCAUUAAGAUGAAUAUUAAGUGAAUCUCAGACUUUGGUCAGAGCUCAGACCUCAGUGGGGACCAGACAGCCUACAGUUAUAGGAAGUGUGAGAAAUGCUUUAUUUCCCAGAGAGUUGUCCUAACAAAACACCUUAUCAGUCACUUCAAGGAGAAACUGCAGAUGUCUUGAGUUUUGGAAAACCUUUAGCGUGAGCUCAAAUUUGGUCACUCACAAGAGGAUUCAUACAGGUAGGAAAUCUUCCAGUGCAGUGAGUAUGAGAGUUUUCAGCCCUCCUCACUGCAAGAGAAUUCACCCCAGAGAACAACUUUUAAAUGCCUUCAGUGUCAACAGGAUGUAUAUCUCAUUGGACAUCAGAAAAACCCAUCCUGGGGAGAAGCCCCAGCAAGUGUGGAGGGGGAAAAAAAGCCUAACAGAACUCUGACUUUCUUAUCCAUCAGAGAAGCCAUACUGGUGAAAAAUUGUAUAUAUGUCCUGAGUGUGGCAAAAACAUCAGAUGGAGAGCCUUACUUGGGUUUGUACCCAAAAAACAAAAACCAGUCUGAGGAAAGACCCUACAAAUGUUUAAAUUAGAAAAGCUUGUCAAUGAUCAGCUCUUGGGGUACAUAAGGGAACUCACAUAAGUGAAAAACCCAUAAACACCUUGAGUCUGAAAAAAGGUUUGCUAGAAGCUUCUGUUUUUAUUAGGCCCCAAAGAGCGCAUUCUGCCAAGUGAGAGAUCUAAUUGAGGGUGAACCAUCUGUGUACAUAUAACCCGUAUGGUAGUGAUAACUUUAAAUGGAGUCACUAUGGAAAUAGUUUUCUAGGUCCCAGAAGCUUGUUUUGGGAGAAGCUAGGGCAGGUCAGAGUAGACCUGAUGGGUAACUCAGGUGAAGAUGCUUUUCUUUUAUCUGAACCACUUAAUACUUGCUUUAAUUUCACUUUAAUGUUCAGAAAUCCAAUAAGGGACUGAUACCUUUUAGAAUAUGUGGCAUGUGUUACUGUUGGGGGAGAGAAAUAUGUUGAUUUUGCCUCAUGAUAUUUCAUCCUUGGCUAGAAUGGGCCUAGUGUGUUGGUAGUAGCAUGACAGCCUUUUGCUUGCUUUGAAAGGGACUAAGGAGGUAGGAAGCACUUAACCUAAGUCAAAACACUCCCAACAGUUUCUUGGUAGGAUCAACUUCAUAAAAAGGCAGAGUGCUCAUCUUUCAACUGUGUUCACAGUUUGAGGCAUACCCUCAAAAUUUUUCUUUUCCCUAAAAUAUCUUCUCAGUUAUCACUGGUAUUUGAAAUUUCAGGUUUAUAGAUUUCAACUCAAAAUCCAAAUUCCAGGAUAAUGGUUAUGAUGCUGUUAGUAUUUGUAUUUUUUACUUGGUUUAUCAUCUCAGUGAUAGAUAGUCUUAGUUGGUUCCUAGGAAAAUGGCUUAGGGGAAGACUGAAAGGAAGAUGUGAACCUGAGUAGGCACUGAGUAAAAAGACACAGUGAUUUAUUACUAAUAGAGGAGCAAGACUUCUCAUUUUCUGUAUCCUGACUCCAAAGUGGGUGUUCUUUUCACACCAUCCUGAUAUUUAGCAAAUCAAGCCUGGUAAUCCAUUUUUUUAUUUAUUUCAGUUCUGCCAGUGAGAAAAAUACCUUUUAAUCCCAGGGAAAGGAUUGCAGUCACCACAAUGUAAGGUAUAUUUUGGCUUGGAAUAUAGGACUCUAAACUAGAAGGGAAAAGUAGUUUGGCAGACUCACCAGAAGUUUAAGAAUAAGCACUUGUCUCCAAUUUAACAGGGUAAUUAUGAUUUGUCUUUAACAUUGUUUAGAAAUACUAUAAUCCAUGGAUGUAUAAAUAGGCACUUCUCAGUUUUUUUUUCUUUGUCUCUCAGAUUUAAAGACAUUUAAUACAGAUACUUCAUAUUCCUGCAGUAUUUGGGACUCUGGACUGGUGAAUAAUUUGUUGCUAGUCAGAGUUCUCAUUUUUGGGUUUGAUUUAUUCUAGAUUCCAAGACUCCAGAGGAUAUUGGCAUUUGGGUUUAUGAAGUUGGCCAACUGUUACCUUGUAUAGGGCUGUAAAUUUUGAUCCUAAUGGCUGGUUGGUGAACAUGAUAAUCUUAGGGCCAGUGGCUAUAGCUCAUAAUAAUAAUAAAGAAUCUGAUUCUUUUAGGAAAUAGGUCUUACAAGUUUAUUUGAUCUGACAUGUUUCAUUUUAUAAAUAGCUCUUGUACCAUGAAAUGUUGCCCAGUGUGAUAAAACACCCAAGAUGUAUUUUUUCCUCUGGUAAAAACAUGCCUGUUACUGCUAUAAGUUUGAUAGUUGUAACACUUAAAAUAGUGAUGGGUGUAUGGCAUGGCAAUGAUGAAAAAUUAGUCCUCUGGCUACUUAUUAGUCAUAGAUCUUGGAGAAUGGGACAAAGUUAGUAUCACUAACAGGACAGUGACUUGCUUCUUUCAACUAAUUUUACUGGUAAUUGUCUCUAGUCUUUAAAUUAACGAUGGACCAUCCCUCAAGUAGAGAACUUUGGGGAUAUAAAACAGGUCUGAGGGCCUUUAACCAUGGUCGGGGGAGAUGUUGAUAUUAUUCAUAGAGUGUAACCUGAGGUUGGAGAGGACCACUGGGGAGCCUGUAACCAAAACUAGAAGGUAAUUUCUGGGAUGGAUGGAGGUUCCCUUGAAGCAGUGCCAACCUAAAUCUACCUCAGGUAAGUAGUUAGAGUAACCUUUUCAAGAUUUCAGACCAAAUGAGAUAAAUUGUACUCAGUCAAUGUAUUCCUAUGCUUUAAUGCUUUUGUUUUCCCUUAAUUCUUAAAUAAACAUUUGUUCUGAAAAACUCCCA